Molecule: messenger RNA, 2196 nt
Organism: Leucoraja erinaceus (little skate)
Lineage: Eukaryota; Metazoa; Chordata; Chondrichthyes; Rajiformes; Rajidae
Exons: 7
Coding region: 455-1378 (307 amino acids)
Biological process (GO): calcium ion import across plasma membrane
Cellular component (GO): membrane
Molecular function (GO): calcium channel activity
Source: RefSeq, a predicted model, not a curated record
CCCUCCAGUCAGCCUGCUCCUUUCCCCUCCUCUGUCCACUAAUGUCCCAUCCCGAGUCCAUCAUUUCCCUUUUAUAACCCCCUCCUUCCCCCGGCCACUUCCAUCGAUAUACCUCCCUCUGGCUUUACACUUCACUCCUCCAUAUCUGACACUCGAUUGGCUCUUUUUUGUCUCCAGCUUGUAACUUACUCCACCCAUCUGCCAAUUAAACCCCUUCAUCUGUGUCAUCUAUCAUUUGCUAAGCUUUGUCCCACUCCCACCUCUCUCUUCCAGCAUUCCUUCCCCUACUACAAUCGGUCUGAAGAAGGGUCCUGACCCAAAACAUCAUCAGUCCGUUCCCUCCACAGAUGCGUCCAGAACUGCCGGGUUCCUCCAGUGUAAUAAAUGCAGGUUAUUAUUUUAAUAUAUAUGUCUAUGUUAAAUGAAUAUUGUGUAUUAACUUUGUUGCUUUUCCAUGAAGCUGGAGAUUGUGCUGAUAACUAGAUGUUAUACUGUUGUGGAUCACCCAGUACUGAAGAAAUUGAUUAAUUUAAAAUGGAAAAAAUACGGACUUAAAGCAAACCUAUUGCUGAUUGCAAUGGAUUUCAUUUUCAUCUUUACUUGGGCUACUUUAAUGAUGCUGCACAAGUGGGUGCCAAAUGAUUACUUUUUUCAGGACAAGUGGGUUAUAGCACUGAGUUUCUUCUGUACUGUGGAAAUGCUGUUUAUAAUAUUUGUGGAGAUCCGUGAAUUCUUAACCUUGAGGAAUGCAAUGCGAAAGUGGAAAAAAUGGAGGAAAGAUCAGGUGUCACAAGAACAAAUUCAUUGCCAUUCUCGUUGGCCUCAGGAAGAAAUCAAUUUAAAGAAACAGAUUACUACACUUGACUUGAUGAAAGAUUAUUACUUCCUGGAUUGGUGGCAUGUACAUGACUGCAUUAUCCUGACCUUUUUAUUAGUGGUGAUUUGCACCUUCUUGGUUGAACUUGGUAUGACAGGAAAUCUGAAGAUUGCACGUCACCGCCUUAUUGCAUUGUCAUUGAUUCCUUUAUGGCUGAAGCAUAUGAAGCAUCUUCGUGCUUUCAGUUUUAUAGGACCCAUAGUUAUCACAGUGGUCAGGAUGAUGUUUCAUAUUGCAAAGUUCUUAUUCUUGUACUUCGAAGUUUAUUUUGCCUUUAUCUACUCUAUUUGGUUAAUGUUUGGAGGAACUUUAAAACUGAAAACAUUGGAUGCAAUGUUAUUUUUCAUUUUUCGGAUUAGUGUUCGUGAUCAAUGGCUGGUGACACAAAAUGAUGAAGAUCUUAUUUUAAUAUAUAUUAUCACUGUGACUUACAUUGGCAUUAUGACAUUCCUGUGCUUCAUUUGUUUUACUGCAUUGAUGAUAGAUGCAUAUAUGAGGUAAGGAAACUUUAUCACCAUCUUUCCCAAAAGUCUAAAAUUAAAUUAUCAUUCUCUAUCAUCCAAGUAUCUUUCACACUCUGAAAGCAAAGGCAAGUUGAUUUACUCUGGUGAAACCAUGUAUUUUACAGCAAAUUGUCAAGGUAUUGUAGAUAUUACAUGUGACUACGUGCUUCACCUUUCUUCUCACCUUUCUUCUGGUUUGUUUGGCUUGGCUAAAAAAAUAAGCUACUGUACAUUGUCAGUUACUUACAUCACAAUGCCUGCUGUUGAAUUGAGACAACGGAGAGUAGAGUAAAGGCGAGGGAAACAAAGCGACAGAUUACCCACUCCUUUUAUAAUGUAGUGAUGGAAGGUUUAAGAUGUAUAAUUUGGCAAACUAGCAGUUUGACCAAUUAAUUAGAUGGAAAUUAGCUCAAAUUCCUUCUGUAGCACUUGGACAUGGCAAUUCCAGAAUCAUGGAAAAUUUUCAACACAGACGAGACCAUUUAUAUUAUUGUGUCUCAUUGGGAGAUUGUUCAAAUAAAGAGCUCCCAGACAUAAUUCCAUCUGCCACCAUUUGAUCCUUAGCCGGUAUUUCACAUCCCUUCAGAUAUACUUCCAAUCACAUUUUACAAAUAGUUAAGGUUUUUGCUUCUAUCACACUUCAGGCACUGAAUUAAAGACACAGAGCACCCCUGAUUUAAAAAAAAAAAUCAUCAUAUUACUAUCUAAUCCCUCUAACGAUUACAUUAAAUCUUUGCUCUUUGUUUCUGACCCAUCAAGGAAAUGGGUCCUUCCUAUAUAAUCAUUCGCAGCCCCUCAUAAUUUUAUUUAUCUCAA